GGACCCGCUCAAUCGCGUCUCGUCUUCGGAAAACCACACUUGCGGCAUUUUCCACUGUUUUCACUCGCCGAUCACCGUGAAAAUUGCAUUGUCCGUCAUCAGAAAGGUCGAUAAACCCUCAUUUGUUUUCGCAUAGACGAGCUGGUACCUAGGCGAUAGGAUUCUCGUCUCGUCCCUAUCGGCCAAAUUCCAACCUCACCAACAGCAAUGUUUUAGCACUGCGAUGACCCGCGACGGGGAUAUCCCGACCAUCUUCAAUCCUCGUGGCCGAAACAGAGCUCCAAGUGUCGUCGUAACAGAGGAAGGUGUCGCGAAUGGCCCAUUCGCGCACGCUGAUUCUGUCAGCAGUCAACAGGAGUCGCAGGGUGCAGGAGAGCUGCUCUCGCCUGCUCCACCAUGCGGCAUAGCUGGGAAGCUGAAAUCCUGUUCAACGUCGCUAUGCUCAAAGUCGGCCAGGAAGAUUUAUUUUGGAAUAUGGGUGACCGUAUGCGUGACUGCAUCGUGGGUGGGAGCCACUCAUUGCAUAAAGUAUUUGUAUUUAAGAAGACCGAAAGACACCGAUGUAGAUGCCGAUCCUGUUCUGAUCCCACAUGACACCAGUGGGAUUAAUAUGACACUAGUUCAGACGAUAUAUACCACAUCGUAUCAAGCCCCAUUUUUCACCACAUGGUUCGUCACCAACUGGACAAUGCUCUUCUUUCCGUUAUACUUUUUAUGCAGAUUGAGUAACAGACGAUGCGAAUCGAUCUCCGACAUCCUCUCGGAGAGCAUCAGGGAUUUCAGGGAUAAAGGAUUCACCGCAGUGCGAUUCAUGACACGCUGCAGCCUCUUCUGUAUUCUGUGGGUCGGAACGAACUACAUGUACAUAAUGUCCUUAAGGAUACUUCUGGCGACUGACGUCAUGGCACUCUUCGCGACGAAUGUUUCUUUCGUAUAUCUUCUUUCUUGGGUCAUUCUACACGAACAGUUCGUCGGUAUAAGAAUAAUGGCUGUGAUAAUCUGCGACACCGGUGUAGCCUUAUUGGCUUAUAUGGAUGGCAUUACUGGGAGUCCAACACUUGGAGGAGUUGUUUUAGCUACUUCUGCUGCGGCUGGAUCAGCAGUUUACAAAGUGCUGUUCAAGAAAGUAAUUGGUGAUGCAACGUACGGACAGGUGGCGCUCUUCUUCUCACUCAUCGGCAUGCUGAAUGCGGCUUUCCUUUGGCCUCUUUGUCUGGGAUUGUUCCUUAUGGGUGUCGAGACGCUACACUGGGACAUGUUGCCGUGGCCAGCGUUGCUAACAUCAAGUGUUCUUUCUCUAGUUGCCAAUUUACUGGGUAAUUUUAGUGUAGCUCUUACCUACGACUUAUUUAUAACGUUAGGACUUAUAACAGCCGUCCCUGUAUCUGCAGCCCUAGAUGUUGUGUUAUACGGAGCAAGUUUUGAAGGAAUGAAGCUAGCUGGCAUGAUAUUAAUCGGAGUUGGAUUUUUCUUAGUAAUGUUCCCUGAUAAUUGGCCUGAUUAUAUUACCAGGCUUUUAAGAAAUAUCAUUAUGUUGAGUCACAGUGCGAGAUGGAGCAGACGAAGCCGGCAUGGGUCAAAUGGACCCCGUAACCACGUGGUGGACUACAGGACAGGAUACAUCAGGUCUCAUCUUAGAUCGCCGUCAGGACGCGUACGGUGACCUAGUCAAUCUUCGGAUGUUUUUCAGUAUGGCGAUACCUACGUGUCGCCAUUUUGAGAAUAGAUUGAAUAAUAUCUAUCGUUGGUGUAGACAAUGAAGAUUAUUUUUAGCAGACUAUUUUUUGGAUAUGGUAUAUGGUUCACAGGAGGUGCAAGUGUUCUUCAAACUAGAUGAUAACAGAUAUAAUAAUGAUAGAUUACUUAAUAGUUUCAAUUUGGUACAAAUUGUUAACAGAUCAACACAUAUUAUAACACCUACAUUUUAGACUUUGAUUUACUAUAUCAUCAUCAUUCUCUUUGUCUUGACCUCUAUGUAGGUUCAGCUUCCAUAAUUACAUUUCUUCGUAAGUUUCUAUCUUAGGUCAUGGUCAUAUCAAUAUCAACCCCUUUAUCGACAUGUUCUGUCUAGGCGUGUCCACCAGGAUCUCCUACUAGCAGAUGAGUAAUUCUUCGUAUGGAGUCUUAGAUAUAAUACUUAGCCACACCAUGACAAUAUGGGAAAGAGUAAUUGAUAGACGGAUAAGUGAAGAAACCGAAAUAUCCGAUAAUCAAUUUGUCUUUAUGCAGGGCAGAUCAACAACAGAUGCAAUUUUCAUUGUAAGGCAACUGAUCGAAAAACACAGGAAUAAAGAGACCAACGCUCAUAUGGUAUUCAUUGAUCUUGAGAAAGCAUAUGAUAGAGUUCCUCGAGAGAUUCUGUGGUGGGCACUCAAUAAGAAAGGAGUCCCUGGCGAAUAUGUAAAGAUUGUGAGAGAUAUGUAUAAGGGAGUAACGACUAGUGUUAGGACAGGUGUGGGAGAGACUGAUAAAUUUCAAAUGAAAGUAGGAUUGCACCAAGGCUCUACUAUGCAACUACAGGGUUGCAUUCCAUGGUGCUAAAUGUAUGCUGAUGAUGUAGUGUUAAUAGGAAAUAGUGAAAGAGACUUAGAACAAAAACUGGAACAGUGGAGACAAGCUCUGGAGGAAAAAGAUUUAAAACUUAGUAGGACAAAAACAGAGUAUUUGGAAUGUUCAUUUAAAGAUGGAGUUACUACAAAUAAAAUGGUAUCUUUGGAUGGUGAAAUGAUUGUGAAAAGCAAUAGUUUUAAGUACCUAGGAUCGGUAUUACAGAGUAAUGGAGAAAUAGAUGGAGAUGCAUGCAGUAGAACUAGGGCUGUAUGGAUGAAGUGGAAAGAAGCGAGUGGUGUAUUGUGUGACAGAAAAAUUCCAAUGAAGCUGAAGGGAAAAUUCUAUAAAACAGCUAUAAGACCGGCUAUGAUGUACGGAACUGAAUAUUGGGCAGUGAAAAAGAAAGAGGAACAACGAAUGCAUGUGGCGGAAAUGAGAAUUCUUAGAUGGAUGAGUGGAGUGACAAAGUCUAUGUGUGGCACCAAUUGAUGCCAAAAUGAGAGAGCAUAGGUUAAGAUGGUUUGGUCAUGUUCAACGUCGAGACGUCAAUCACCCAAUAUGAAGAAUAGCUGAAGUACAGAGUCCUGGAAGGAGUAGGAGAGGAAGACCAAAGAAGACCUGGGGGAGACGAUAAGGCAGGGCAUGUUGGUAAAAGGGAUUAACAUGGAUAUGACCCAAGAUAGAAUUGUGUGGAGAAAUGCAAUUAGGGAAGCCGAUCCCGCAUAGGGAUGACCUGAGAAUGGUGAUGGCCUGAGUUAAACGAUCGGAUCCAUCUUUAACAAUGAACAUCAAUGUCUAACCUUCGCUGAUGAUCUCACUCUUGAAAUGAAAACAAGAAAAGAAUUAAGAAAUAUUAUAAAGAAUAAAAAAGGAUGCAAAAUAUUUUGACCUAGAAAUAAAUCAGGAAUACUCAAAGUACAUGAUCCUCAAAAAUACAGAGCAAAAAGAAGAAGAACAGUUUACUUUUAGUGAAGUUUACUUUCAAAUAAAAUCCAUCAAGUGAAUAUAAUUUCGAUAGAGUUGUCCAUUUUACAUAUCUGGGGGAUAAUAUAGAAGAGAAAUGUGAGGAACAAUGGGAACUGAAUGCCAGAGUGGCAAAGAUACCACUGAUGAAAUCCAAAUAUGGAUCGAGAAAAACAAAAUUAAGGAUAUUAUACAACGGUAAUAAGGACCAUAGUGACGUACGGUAGCGAAGUAUGGACAAUAAAAAAAGCAAAUGCGGAAAAAUUGAAAAAUAUGGGAAAGGAAGCUAGAGGAACUAGAGCAACUAUAGGGAUCUAGAGGAACUAUAUAACAAACCGAGCAUCAGUCGCUUCAUAAAGGCACAAAUAAUGAGUAUGAUGGAGCGAUUGAUGAGAAUGGAAAGGAAGAGGUUGCCAAAGCUGGCUCUAAAACGGGGCCCAAUCACAAAAAGAAAAAAAAAGAAUAAAGAUGGUUUGACAGCGUACAGGAAGAUCUCAAAAAAGGGUUGGGAAGAAAAAGCAACAAACGGGAUGAAUGGAGGAGAAUAGUUCGUCACGGUAGGGGAGCAAAGUAUGCUAAAUUUGCAUUCACUCGAGCGUUAUGGGGACCUAUUGGGUUGUGAUUAUUAGGUCCUAAAACAAAAAAAAGUUAAGUAAAAUUUUCAAUUUUAGUGGGGACUUUCCAUUUUUUAAUUUAAUUUUCCAUUUCCAACAAUCGUUUUUUUCGACUAUAGCGCCAUCUAUCCAUAAUUCGAAAAAAUGUCUCGAAUAAAAGUUGCUUAUUUUUACGUAAAGAAUCCAAAUCUGCAUUAAAAAUUUGGGCGUCCCAUUUAAGAUUAUAAAGUAACCCACCUCCGUGUGGGGUGGUGUUUAGUACCAUUCGAUAGAUUUUUCAAAAACAUUUUGAAAGUGUAUUUUACAGUUUUUCGAUCGGAUGUUCAUUUUGCGAAAUAUCGCUGGAUUUGUAUUUAAAAUUCUAAAUUUACACCCCUCUCCGUGGGGUCCUGUUUAGCACCAUUUGAUAGAUUUUUGAAAAAUAUUGAAGACGUAUUUUUUAGCUUUUCGAUCUGACGUUGAUUUCGCGAAAUAUUCGCUUUUUUUGUGAAACUUUUUGACUCGCACAUUUCAUUACGCCCAGCUCAAAUCGUCAGAUUUUUUAAAUGUACACUCCUUUGCAUGUACCUAACUUACCUUAUCUUAAUCUGACAAUUUAGAGUAUUUUUAAGGAUAGAUUUUUUUUUCGGGCCCCUCUUAACGAACUUCCCUGUGUUAAGAUCCAAUAUAUGGUAGAGGUACAUCUGCAGGGUACCAGGUUUCUUCCCAUAUGAUAUUCUGACGCGCUCGAGUAACUGCAAAAAUCCCCGCUUGGGCUCCCCUACAAUCAAUUUAGUAGGCAAGGAGCAUGAUUGGACAAGUAGCCACGCCACUUAAUACAAGUUUUGUAAUAUUUUGAGUAUUAGAUUAGUUGGAGUUUAGCCCUAGGCCUUCAAUGUCUGUUGAGCUUUAAUAAUUUUCCAAAAACAUUAAUUGAACUCCUCUUCCAAAUGUUUCAAAUUUAUCAUGUUUUUAAAGUAGUGCCCGAUUUGGUGUUUCUUUUAAUUAGAAAUUUUUAUUUGAAUAAAAAAUAUUAAUACAUAAUACCAAAACCUUGCAUUUUCCUAUGAAUAUUGUACCAUAAAACGUAUACCUACUACAAAUAAAAUAGAAAAUAUCUAGCAUAGGUUUGAGAAAAAAUUUUAAACAUUUUUUUAAAAUUGUAAACGUACGCAAACGCUGAAUUGCUUCCAUAAACCACGUCGUAGAGAAGAGGGCGGGCGACUUGGCUUAUUACGAUUACGAUGGUAUACGGCAGGAGAAUGGGGGGCAUUAGUGUGCAUUCGACAUUGUUUGGUGUAUUUCAAUAAUUUGUCGCUAUUAUCCCUAUAAAUAUAUUUUUUUACUUACUUCUACUAGAGGGCAGCAUUAUUCAAAGUAUCAGAUAAUCAUAUCCUUACGAUGGUUACUGUCCUUCAGUUCAAUCCCAACUGGACCAACAUGUAUAUUUAUGUAAAAUUUGGUAUAUAAUUUUCCACCAAAAAAGCUGUAGAAAAAAACAAAAUAAUAUGUUUUGUUUUGAGUUCGUCCACAACAAAAAUUGCUAAAUAUAGAGAGUCUGAAUCUUUAUGCCUUUUGAAAGAUUCUGAUGAAUCUGAACAUUUAGAAUCGGUCGACGUAGAAAAUAUUAAAUCCUGAAUUAACUUUCCCCGUAGAAAAUAAAGAAGAACAACAAAAUAAUACUAUUAAUGACGUCAGCGAAUGUUGGGAAAAGAAGAAGGCUUUUAAAAUUAAUUAUGUAUGCUAUGUAUAUUAUUAAGUACAUGUUCUUAGAAUAGAAUAAAAUAGAAUAGAAUAGAAAUAUGCUUUAUUGUCACUGAAAAUUUUUACAAUUUUAUGGACAAAGCUUACAUACAGUCAAAAGAAAAACAUAAUAUAAAUAACAAAUAACAACUACAAUUUACUAAAAUUAGAUAAAUCGUCAAUAAUGUACAGUAUAAGAUAUAAAAGCCAAGACAAAAACAAUUUAUUGCAAAAUAUAUAUAAAUUGCAAAUUGAACAUACAACAAAAAAAAUAAAAUAGGUACAACAUAAGGAACUGACAAGUUUAUGCUACUGCGUAUGGAACCCAAUUUUCUUAGUUAUUCAUUAAGAAAUUCUUCUAUUGAAUAAUACGGUCUUUUAUAGAUAUAAUAUAGAUUUCUUUACUAACUCAGUGGAUGGAAUCGGUAAAUAAAUAUCAAAGAUUGAAUUUCUGGUGGAGUAAAGAUGAUUGGGCCUUGAUGGAAAGACAUGAAGGUGUUUACGAAUUAAACAAACCGUUUCUAGAAUAUAUAAAGAUGGAAGUGUUAAAAUUUCGUGAUCUCUGAAGUAACUUCUGCAAUGUGUAGAUCUUCUGAGGCCAAACAAAUACCUUAUUGCUCUUUUUUGCAUUCUAAAAAUGACAUCAAAUUGAGCUGCUGUACUAGAAAAAAAGGAAGACCAUAUCGAAGAUGAGACUCGAACAACGAAAAAUAUGUUAUUUUAGAAGAUGCUAAAUUGAGUUCCCUUGAGACAGAUCGUAUUGCAUAGCAAGCUGAGGCGAGUUUCUUACUUAAUGAAUCGAUAUGUAGGGACCAUUUGAGGUUGCUGUCUAAAAAAAUACCAAGAAAUCUUACAGAAUCAACGGUACUGAUCUGGCUGUUAUUAAGAGGCAAAGGUUGAAGAGCUCCUUUAUAGGAUAAUGCUACUGUUUUAUUUACGUUAAAAGAGAGUAAAUUAGAGUCAGACCAGUUCUUUAUCGUCAGUAGAUCCGAAGUUAUAGUUUCAUGAAGAGAUGCAAUAGUUGAGUUGCUCCAAGUGAUACUGGUAUCAUCAGCAAAAAGAACAAUUUUCCCAUUGAUUUUUAAAUUAGUGAUGUCAUUUGUAAAGAUAAGGAACAGUAUAGGACCCAAUACUGAACCUUGUGGUACUCCACAUACGAUGUUUUUGAGACUAGAGUCAGUGUCAUUUGCUCUAACUAGUUGUUUCCGAUUAUUCAAGUAGGAUUGGAACCAAUUCAAAGAAAUACCUCGAAUUCCAUAGAAAUUUAGUUUUGUAAUCAAGAUGUCGUGAUUUACACAAUCAAAAGCUUUGGCAUAGUCGCAGAAAACAGUGGCAGUAUAAAGAUUAUUGUUUAGUGCUUGGUAAACCUCAUGUAGUACAGAAAACAUGGCAUCAGUGGUACAUUUAUUUGUUAAAAAGCCGAACUGAUUUUGUGAUAAAAUGUUGUUAUCAACGAUAAAGGACAUAAGUCGAGUUUUAAUGAGUCUCUCAAUAAUUUUGGAGAGUACCGGUAGUAAGGCAAUAGGUCUAUAGUUGCAGGCAUCAGAUUUUUCGCCACCCUUAUGAAGAGGAAUAAUAAUGGCUGUCUUUAGGUACUCUGGAAAUUUACCUAUUUCGAAGGAAUCAUUAAUUAGUGAGAGGAGGAUUUCCAACACAUUUUCUGUGUGAUUAGAGAAAAUUUUUAUAGAUAGUCCAUCAGUACCACAGGAUGAUUUGCUUUUGAUACUAUUGAUUGUUUGGAUCAGUUCAGAGUUAUCGACUGGUCGUAAAAAGAAUGAAUUCGAGACCUGUCUUGAAUUAGGAAGAUAGGAAACGGGAUCUUGUUGCGGCAAAAUUGUUGAUGUUAUAUAUUUACUCACAUUAACGAAGUAGUCGUUUAGACUUUCAGGAUUUGGAAGGGAAAAUGAUUGAGCUGUGUGAGUUUUAUUUCGAAGAUCGUUUAUUAUAGACCAAGUUUCUUUUGCAACAAUUUUAGAGCUUCCCAGACGAUUUUGAUAAUAGGCUUUUUUAGCUGACCUGACAAGUUUUAGAUAUGUUGUCCUGUACUUCAUGAUACAUUCAGUGACAGCAACAUUGGUAGUAAAUUUCUUGAUGUAUAGUAGUGAACGCAUAUUCUUAGCUGAUAUGCGAAUACCUUUCGUAACCCAAGGUUUCCGAUGUUUUGGCUUAAUAGGAAUUAAAGGAAAUGCCUUAUUGAAGAUGUGGAGAAGCUUAUCUAGAAAAGCACUGAAAUUAUAGUCCACGUCUAUAGAAGGAAAUUGCCACUCAGAAGUUAAGCAUAAAUUUUGGAAUUUACGAAAAUUCUGGGCGGAAAAAAUCCUACCUUAACGUCGGGUUUUUGAGGAGGGAUUGCUGAAGAUAUUAAACUUCGUAUAUACUGCUUCAUGAUCAGAUAGUCCCGCAUUAAUAACUGUAGAGCAGACAUCAAGGGGUGAGAAAUCUGAGACAAUAUAAUCGAUUAUGGUAGAUGUAGUUUUUGUAAUCCUUGUAGGAGAAUUAACGUGCAUUGAGAGACCAUACGAUUCAAAUAUGUUUGCCAGGGACACUUGGGUAGCACUAGCAGCAGCAUAAUUAAUGUUAAAAUCACCGCAUAGAAUUUUUCUGCUUUUAUGAGGCAGGUCAUCUAACAAAUUUAGCAGGUUCUGAAAAAAUAGUUCCACGGUAGAAUCAGGUGAUCUAUGAAUGCAAAUAAUGUAAAGAUUAAGAUUUUUAUUAUAAACUAAGGCAAACUCAAAGAAGGAUUCACUUAACAAAAAGUCAUAAUUUGUUACCAGAGAAAAAUCAUUAUUUCUAGAGAGAAUCAGGGUGCCUCCAUGAGCCGAACUUGGACGAUCAUACCUGGCAAUUGUGGUAUAUUUUUAAAAAAAAAAAGGCUCAUUAACUUCAAGUCAGUGCUCUGUAACCGCAACUAUCGGAGGAAAUCCUAAUUCCUCCAGAAACAAAAAAUCUUUCUAAUCUUCUCUAAAUACUCUUCGUAUUUUUUAUUAAAUUAAAUUAUUUUUAAGUGGAUUAUUAAUCUGAAUUCAUUAUUCUUGUUAUAAUAAAUUUGUAAAUAAAGAUUUAUAGGUAAUUUUAGGAAAUAAUCCAAAAAUAAAAUUGAUUUUUUUUAAUCUCUGAAAAGGAAGGUCGUGAGUUGCAUAUGUAAUGUCGACAUGAGGGGGGCUCGACUGUAAACUACGAUUUACUACGAAGGGGAGGAAGGAAAUUAAAAAAUCCAAUUUUUUUACGACGUAGUUUAUGGAUGUUCCCUAUUAAUACUCUUAUAUCUCUAAAUAAAAUUGUCUACUUGUUUUCUAGUCAUAGACAAUGAAAUAUUAAUAUUUAUAGUACAAUAGAAAUAUCUAAAGACUUUUCCCAUAUUUUAGUAGGAACUCUUUCGCUCAAUGAAAUAUAAAAUUAGACGAAGUUCAGUCUCUUAUAGAAUUUUAGCAGGUUUUUGGUAGUUAUUUAAACGUUUUCAUUCUUCAUUCUUACAUAUCGUUAAGAUUUAAGAAAUAUCAAUUAUGAAAUAUCUACAAUCUUUUGACAAUUAAACAGUUUGUGUUUUCAACAGGUAACGACCACAUAAUGGUAAAAUUUAUUUUAUCAAAAAGAGCUGGACACUUCUUCUACCUUGACAGAGUCCAGGAUACACACAGUCCAGGUUCUACACCUACCUGGACCCAGUCUGAUAAUAUAACUGAAUUUGAAGACCACAUCAACAGCAUUGUCGAAAGCAAUAAGGAUCGAAACCUAAGAGAAACGCUCUGAAUGAAAUUAUAAUAGAAGCUAUAUAGAAAAACUAGAAGAUACACUGCCAAAAGAAACCAUAUCACGGAAGAAUAAGUCCCCAAACACAAGCAUUAAUGAAAAACAGGAGAAAAAUGCAAAGUAAUAGAAGUAAAGAACACCAUAAACACCACUAGAGAUAAGUAAAAGAAUACAAAAAUUCAUUAUGAUAGACAACCGAAAGCAUAAAAAUGAACAAGCCAGACAAACGAUUGAAGAUAACAAUAGCCUUAAUGUUAUAAAGGGAAAAUGAACAAAAGGAGAAAAAGAAAUAAUGAAAUUAAAGCCGCGUUUACACGAUGACAUUUGGCGAGACAAUUGUCAGAAGACAACUGACUGGCAUGAAAUUAUUGUCUUCGUCUAAACACUUCAGGCCAAUUGCCUUGCCAACUGCCCUCACAAUUGGCCCAAAAUUCAGUUGUCUCCGGUAGUAGACUGAGGCCAAUGAGCUGCGCCCAGUGAGCCCCCCACCACUCGAAAUCUCAAUUGUCGCGACAAUAGGCGCCGUGUGAACGGUGUUGGCCAGUAGUGCUGUCUUGUUUUUUGCCGGUUCCUUCUAGUUCUCUUGUGUCAGUCAAAACAUACACGUGGUUUGUGUUAUUUGUGUUACGUCUACUGCCAUGGCAAUAGUUGGCCCCGUAUAAACAUCUUCUCGUUCAACUGGACUGGCCUCCGACAAUCCGCAACCACGUGAUGACAAUUGUCUCGCCAAUUGUCAUCGUGUAAACGCGGCUUAAAGGAUAAAGUUGAAAAUAUUAUCAUCACCAACAGAGAUAAAUUACCAAGGAUAGUAGAAGAUUUCUGUACAGAAUUAUGCAAAGUCGACAAAACCAUUAUAAGCAACUAACAGAAAAGUUAGAAAACUCAGGAAAAAGAUUAGUCAAACAAAGAUGAUAAUUAAUUAUUUAUAUGGGAAAUAAGCCACAAUUAAAAUGAAAAAAAAUAAUUUUAUUAACGUUUCGACGCCCAAAUCGGGUGCCGUUGUCAAAAUACAAAAUAUUACUAAAAUAAACUAAAGUGUUGUUGCUAAGCAAAAAAAAUUCUUCUAAUAAUUUAUUUAAUCUCACUCAUUUAUAUUGGCAAUUCAGAUAUAUAUUAUACAUUUUAAAGUAGAAGACUUUAAAAUGAUAUUGCCAAUAUUUUAUGAGUUGCGUUCCUGGGACGACUUACUGAAAGAUAGUUCAUUCGAUUACAUGAAAUUAACCCCAACUCAAGAAUAUCCGUCAUAAAAAAUUAUAGCAUGUGAUAUGUCUUUAAAAAGACAACCAAAUGCAACGACAGUAAAAUUCUCGCGUUAGAGACUUCAUAGUAAAUCACAAGGGAAAACCAGGAAAAACCCUGUGAUACUAUCCCGACAUCGUAAGUAUUUGAUCUUACAUUAAUUUACUCUCAAAAAAUAAUACCAAAUUCUGACUUGUAACAUGUUUAAAUUAUAAAUAUUAUUAAUAAUACUAGAUAUAUAAGUAAUAUUAAAAUAUAAAAUAUGUACUAGCUCGAUAUUAUUGACUUACUAAUCUUGGUAUUUUCUUUCUAUUGACUUCCUCUUUCAGUAUGGGUAACCACAUCCUACUGCAUUCUACCGAGGAAUUUGCGACACAAUUGGUUUCAUUUAGCAUAAUUAGAGCCGCUUCUUUGAUUUUUCUCUUUUUACUAUCUGAUUCUUUCAGGACUAUACUUGAAUCUCUCCACUGAACUCUAUGUUCAUUAUCCCAUGCGUGUUGACAUAUUUGAGAUCUCUCAAAUUCUCUAUUUUUAAUAUAAGAUUGAUGUUCACUUAUUCUAACGUCUAAUGGUCUUGAUGUCUCACCUAAAUAAAAUUGUUCGCAUUCACAAGGUAUUUUAUAAAUGCAAUUUUUUGUUCUUUCUUGAUCAUUGUUAGGUUUAGUUUUAGAUAGAAUAGAUCUCAAUGUGUUUGUUGUUUUGAAUGUUGUUGAAAUGCUGAAUUUAUUUCCUAUUGUUUUAAGUUUCUCGGAUAGUCCUUUUAUAUAUGGUAUUGAUAUUUUCCUCGUAUUAUUUCUGGUGAAUGUUGUAGGAUCCCGUUCUAAGUUGUUCUGUUCCAUUCGAUCCAAUCUUGACAAUUCCUUAUUUAUAGACGAUAAAGGAUAAUCAUUUUUUAAUAAAACAGAUGUUAACAAUUGUUUUUCUGCUAAAAAGGAAUUUUCGUUAGAACAAGUAAUUUUGGCUCUAUCAUAUAAGGAUUUAAUGAUUCCCUUUUUAACGUUGAUGUUGUGAUUUGACUUGUAAUUGAGAUAUCUGUUGGUGUGUGUUGGUUUUCUAUACACUUGAGUCUCAUAUCCAAUAUCCUUCUUUGAGAUCAAAACAUCGAGGAAAGGUAGGCUGUUAUUGUAUUCCUUUUCCAUUGUAAAUUUUAUUGUCUCUUCUUGAUCGUUUAUAAUAUUCAGGAAUGUAUCCAACAAUUCUGAUCCAUGAGGCCAUAUUGAAAACACAUCAUCUACAUAUCUCCACCAUACUGUGGGUUUUAAAUUUUGUUUAGAAAUAAUAUUAGUUUCGAAAUCCUCCAUAAAUAUAUUAGCCAAUAAUGGAGAUAAAGAAGAGCCCAUUGCUAGACCAAAAUUUUGUUUAUAGAAUUCAUUGUUUAGUUGAAAAUAGGUAUUAUGGGUACAUAAUGUCAAUAUAAAUGAGUGAGAUUAAAUAAAUUAUUAGAAGAAUUUUUUUUGCUUAGCAACAACACUUUAGUUUAUUUUAGUAAUAUUUUGUAUUUUGACAACGGCACCCGAUUUGGGCGUCGAAACGUUAAUAAAAUUAUUUUUUUCAUUUUAAUUGUGGCUUAUUUCCCAUAUAAAUAAUUAAUAAAAAAAAUGCCACAAGGAAAUAGCUUCAGAACAACAUAAAGAUGAUAAUUGAUGCCUGAUAUAUAAGCAAACGAAAUAAGGAACGCACUGAAGAAAAUGAAAACAAAUGUAGCUUCGGAAGACGAUAAUAUCGUUAUAGUCCAGAAAAAUAAGGUUAUUGUCAGGACACUUGAGCAGCCAGGUUGCAAAUCGGUUUUUUGGGUACUAUAUACCUAAUACAUUAUAAAUUUAAAAAUGCCCGUCACAGUUCGGACGAGAAUUUUAGUUAUUAACAAAUAAGCGUUAAAAAUGGCAGUUUUUCGUUUAAAUCGCUACAGGUAAAAACAGGGUAAAUAUCUUAUUAGAGUAUUCAUCUUUUAUCAGAUGAGCAAAGGUUCAAAAUGGCAGUUUUUGAAUUUUGGUCCGAUUAUUUGUUGCUACGUAUAUUGCAAAAUAAAACUAAAAUUUCGAAAAUAAAAAUUUGCUAUAACUUUUGCGAAAAUUCACUUAAGACUUUGAUAUUGCAUGAAAAGUUGAGUCAACCAGUACAUAUAUGAUGCACAAAAAAUUUUAAGACGAUUCGUCAAUUAGUAUAAAUUCUAUUCAAUUUGUUUAUCCAACAGAGCUUUUUUUGCAAUGUUAUUGUUCAGAAAAUAAUAAGGAUACAGCAAUUACGUGGAAGGAGCAUGAAAGAAGAACACUUAUAUUUUUAAUGCAUUUAAAAAAAUCUAUAAAAAGUCAUUUUUAUCAUUCCUAAAACAUUUUACUAAAGUAGAGUCAUUAUUGGCUCAUAAACAAUUUGAAUAGCUCUGUUAAUAUUGACUGUAGAGUAAAUCUACUUUGGGAUUUCAAAAGCUGGUAUUUUUACACGAAUUUUCGAAAAAAGACUUUUCGCCUAGGUUAAUUUCGGUCAAAGUUAGCCACUUUUAUUAUUUAAUUCACAGUUACUUCAAUAUACAAAAAAUUCUCCUGUAACAGUGAUAGUUACCAUAAUACUCCGAAACGGCUUGGCCGAUAUUUAUGAAAUUUUACACGUAUAUCCUAUAGGACUGAGAAUAGGUUUAAAUCUAUUUUUCAUACCCAUAAGUUAUAAGGAGUGUUGACCCCUGACAUUUUUUUAAUAUGUAUAUGUAUAUU
This is a messenger RNA of Diabrotica virgifera virgifera (western corn rootworm), 13546 nucleotides long. Its product is annotated as putative thiamine transporter SLC35F3. Lineage: Eukaryota; Metazoa; Arthropoda; Insecta; Coleoptera; Chrysomelidae. The transcript is spliced from 11 exons. The record is from RefSeq and is a predicted model, not a curated record. Bases 224 to 1663 code for a protein of 479 amino acids.